GGCUGCAGUGAUGGGCACUGAUAGGCUGCACUGUUGGACACUGAUAGGUGGCACUGGCAGCACUGAUAGGCGACACUGACUGGCACUUAUAGGUGGCACUAAUUGGCAGCACUGAUUGGCAUUGAUAGGCAGCACUGACUGGCACUGAUGGGUGACAUUGAAAGGCAGCUCAGAUGGGCACUGAUAUGUGGCAUUGAUGUGCACUGGUAUGCACUGAUAUGUGGCACUGAUGGGUACUGGCACGUGGCACUGAUGAGCACUGACUGCUGGCACUGAUGGACAUUGACAGGUGGCACUUCUGGGGCCACACUGAUCAU
This is a messenger RNA of Staurois parvus, 317 nucleotides long. The record is from the annotation of a GenBank genome assembly. Lineage: Eukaryota; Metazoa; Chordata; Amphibia; Anura; Ranidae.